AUGGAGACCCUCAAUGCAGCUGGCUUGACCCCAUUAUCAGUGCUUUCUGAUAGAAGAAUAGAACCCCGAAAAUUCCUAUCACUGCCUACAAAUUCCACAAGCAAAGUCUCCAAUUUUUCUAGUCUUGGCAACAAGAAACCAGCUCUGCUAGAGUGUUUAUCAAAAGGUUUACGUGGGGGUCUAUUUCUUGCAGCUUCAGUUGUCAAUAAUGGACUUUCUAGAGCUCUAACGUAUGAGGAGGCAUUGGGGCAAUCUGUGAGUGCUCCUAGUUCUGGGGACUUCGAUGCAAAUGUGUUUAUAGAUAGUGUUAUCAGUUUUGGAACAGAGAACCCAGCUAUUAUAGCCGGAGGAGUAGCUAUUUUGGCUGUGCCACUGGUUUUGUCUCAGUUUCUGAAGAAGCCUAAGCCAUGGGGAGUUGAGUCAGCCAAAAAUGCAUAUGCAAAACUGGGUUCUGAUAAGAAUGCUCAGUUGCUUGAUAUAAGAGCACCUGUAGAAUUUAGGCAAGUGGGUACCCCUGAUGUUGGAGGUUUGAGGAAGAAGCCAGUGUCAAUCACUUACAAGGGUGAUGAUAAGCCAAGGUUCCUGCAGAGACUUUCUUUGAAGUUCAAGGAACCAGAGAAUACCACAUUGUUCAUUCUGGACAAAUUUGAUAAGAACUCCGAACUGGUUGCAGAGUUGGUCACCAUUAAUGGAUUUAAGGCUGCUUAUGCAAUUAAGGAUGGUGCAGAAGGACCACGAGGAUGGAUGAAUAGUGGGCUUCCCUGGACACCACCAAGGAAAGCAUUGAGUUUGGAUUUUGGCAAUUUGACAGAUGCUAUCUCUGGCACAAUAGGAGAGACCUCUGAUGGCUUGGCUAUUACUCUUGGGAUUGCUGCGGCUAUUGGACUCGGUGUAUUAGCUAUUUCUGAGAUAGAAACAAUUCUCCAACUUUUAGGAUCAGUUGCACUUAUUCAGUUUGCAGGCCAGAAGCUUCUAUUUGCUGAGGACCGAAAGCAAACACUACAGCAAGUUGAUGAGUUCUUGAACACCAAGGUUGCCCCUAAAGAUCUUGUCGAUGAAAUAAAGCAAAUUGGAAAGGCUCUUCUACCAAGCUCCACAAAUAAUAAGGCUCUUCCCGCCCCAAUAGAUAAAAGCCCAGAGCCUGCUACAGCAGAUUGGACUGUACAGAAAGCAGAAGCUACUCCUGAUUCCAUCUCCAAGUUCAAAGUAGAUGCUGUAACAGGACCUGCUCCUGAAAUAAAUUCGGUACCAAACACUGAAGUUAUGGCAGAAUCACUUCCGGGGUUAUUAAAACCACUUUCACCAUACCCAUACUAUUCAGAUUUCAAGCCUCCUACAUCUCCCACCCCUGCACAGCCCUAGAGUUUUGCUUGUGUUAGACCUUGAAGAGAAUUCUAUAGUAUGUAAAUCUUUUCUGCAUAAUUUCCAGCAAUCUGUACUAUCUAUGAUCUUUUCACAUAAAAGUCUUCAACUUAUCUAACAUCUUAGGUUGAAGACAAGAUCCGUGUCACUAGCUGUAUAAUAUACAAUCUGUUAUGAAUACCCUCCACUUGAUGCUACUUGAUACACUUUUGUAAUUGAUGGAUAUCUUGUUGGGUUGAUUUGCAUAUUAGUUAUGUUGGGAUUUAGUAUAAUAUCACAUCUUUCAGUUUUGGAGUGAGUAAAUAAGAUUUUAUAUAUGCAAU
Molecule: messenger RNA, 1685 nt
Organism: Gastrolobium bilobum
Lineage: Eukaryota; Viridiplantae; Streptophyta; Magnoliopsida; Fabales; Fabaceae
Product: rhodanese-like domain-containing protein 4, chloroplastic
Exons: 8
Coding region: 1-1362 (453 amino acids)
Source: RefSeq, a predicted model, not a curated record